AUGAAUAAUAAUAACAGCAUGAUUUUUUACUAAGAUGAUGGUUAGCAAUCUAAAGAAAGAGCAGAUUAAGUUUUAAUUUUGUAAAAUGCGUAUAAUCCAUAUCAAAUCAAUGGAAUAGAGUAGUAACAAAUGAAUUUUUAUUCUGGAUACGAGCAAAACCAACAAAUAUUCAAGGACAAUAGCUUAUUUUUGUUAAAUUAAAAUAAUUUAUUACACUAAUACUAUCUCUCAGGAAGCGGUUAAGUUGGGAAUAUUGUUUAAAAUGAAAUAGAAUAAAAUCAACCAUCAUAAUGCAAUUUAUACUCUGCUAAUUUUUGUUAAGCUUUUGAAGAAGAAUAGUAUUCAAUUUAAUAAUUACGUAAAUCUGAAAAAGAAAUAUAUUUGGAUAAAAAAUUGAGCUCAAAAUGCUAUUACUAGGAAUAAAAGCUGAUAAAAAAAAGGAAAAUAGAAACAAACGAAGAAUAAUUUUAAUUAGUCUAAAAUAAAACACAGCGUGAAUUGCUAGAAGAAAAAGCUGUGUAUAAUGGAAACAAGAUAAACUCAGGAGAAGUCAGCUAUAACUCUUAUAUUGAUGGUAUUGGUAUAAAUAAUUAAAGAGCUUCAAUCUCACAAUAUUGUUAAGCUCGUUUUAUUGACGAAAAAAAUCAGUUCAGAAAAAAAUAGGGAUAGGGUAAUAUUACUGAUCUUAUUAGAAUGAAUGAGUAUAACAGCUAAAAUUCAUGGGGAUUUCAACGUUUAGAUGAAGAUAAAAAGUAUGAUUGGGUUAUCGAAGACAUAUUUAUUUAAAAUAGUUGGUCUGCAAACAUGGGGAGCGGAAAAUCUUAAAUGCUUGGAAAAGGUGCAUUUGGAAAUGUCAUAAAAGUAAAAGAUAACAACACAUAAGUACAAUAUGCUUUGAAAUUCAUUAAAAAAAUCUUCUUUAGUAAAGCCAUCACUGAAACAGAAAUCAUGAAAUAAUUAAGUGAUGAUAAAAAUAUUAUAAAAUAUUAUGAUAUAUAUUUAUAUGAUUAACAAAUGGAGAGAAACUAAGUUAUAGAAAUUCAGCAAUAUCUAGUCAUUGUUAUGGAAUUGGCUUAAGCAAGUCUUGAAGAUAUUCUUAAAUAACGUAUAAUUUGUCAAGCUCAUUGGACUACUGUUGAACUAUUGACAAUAAUGAAACAGAUUUCUUUGGCUUUGCAGAGCUUAGCUAAAAAAAAUAUAGUUCAUCGAGAUAUAAAACCUUCUAAUAUUUUAUAUUGUCUCAAAUCAUAAUCAUACAAAUUAGCCGAUUUUGGUGAAGCUAAAGUCGUUGAAGAAAUUAACUUUGAUUAUCUUCAUUCUCCUAGAGGAACCAAGAGGUAUAUGAGUCCUGAAUUAUUGAAUGGACUUAACAGUAUUAAGCAAGCGAAUUAGUUAGCAAAUUAAUUAUUGAACGAUUCUCCAAAUAACUUAUCCAACGAGUAAAUAAAUGAGAACAACAAAAAUAAAGAAUUAAAUAUGGUUUUUGAUAAAGUGAUUGAAUUAUAAAGUUAAGAGCAAAACUAUUAAAAUGAUUGCAUUAAAUCUGAAAAUAAUUAAAAAAUAGAAAACUCUGAAAAUCCUAAUAAAAACAAUUAAAUAAUUCAACAUAAUAACUUUGAUAUGAAAAAGGAUGAGGAGGAAAAAAAUUUAGAUGCCAAUUAGGCAUAAUCUUCUUAAAAAAAUAAAAGCAACUCUGAAUUUAAACAAUUGAAUAUUAAAACUAAUGAGACUAGAGAAGUUAUGUAUGAACCUUAUUCAAAUGAUAUCUAUUCUUUGGGCUUGUGCUUUUAUUAAAUGAAAUACCUUGAUGAUCUUUCAUAUUAUAAUGGGCAUAAAAGCAAAACUUCUACAACUGAAGAUUACCUAUAAUCUAAAUUAUAAGAAGAUGAUUAAAUAGAUAAGCUCAUUUCCAAGAUGAUUAGCUACAAUCCAAAGUAUAGACCUAAUAUCAAUCAAGUAUUGAAUUUUAUUGAGGAAUAACUUAGUAAAAUUUCUUAGGAAUUAGAAGGAAUGACUUUUAAUUAUGAAUCAUCAUCUUCUUCUAAUACAAUUGAUUAAAACAAAGUUACUAAAUCUAUUAAUUAAACUUAACUAAUUGAUACCUUCGCAUAAUAAGGUAGAAAUAUUCCAUAGUCUUAAAGUGAGCUAUUUUAAGAAGAAAAGGUGCGCCAACCUUCUCGCUAAAUAUUAUUUAAUUUAAAUAAUACAUACGAAAAUAUUUUAAAUGAUAAGAUCGUAGUUGGGAGUUCUAAAUAUUCAAACUAAAACAAUAAAAAUAAUAGUAAAUAGCAUUCAUUUUCCGACUAUGAGGAAGAUGAAAGUAUUGAUGAUGAAGAUGAAUAAAAUGAAGAUUAUGAAGAAGAAGAUGAGGAUGAAGAAGAAUAGUAAAAAAAAUAAAUAGAAUAAUAUUAACAGACAAAUUCAAACUAAGAAAAUAAUAUUGAGGUAGGGAUAAUAACUAAAAUUAAUAAAUAAGCAAGUGAUUAAUAAAACUAAUAAAAAAAUCUUCAGCAAUAAAAGAAGUUAGCAAAAUAAAACAAAAAAGAAAAUAUAACUCAGAAUUUAUUUGAAGAAUGUAAAGCUAACGAACCUGCAGAACAUCAUAAGAGUGAUUUUAUAGAAAACAAAGUUAAUGAACUGCAAUUUUUAAAGCUUAUUGAAACUAAAAACUAGAGCAAUCUUUCAAUUACAUAAAAAAUUUAAUAUAUGAUUGCAAGAGCACAGGCUUAUGAGAGUUUAUUGAAAUUCUAAAAGGCGAGAGAUACUUACUAAGAAUUAUACGAAAAGCACUUUCAGUGCUUAUCUCCAUUUGAUUAAAUUAAUUUACUUAAAAAUCUUGGAAGAUUAGAUCAUAAAAUGUCGAAAUUCAAUUCAUCAAUAAAGUUUUAUUAGCAGCUUCUUGAACUGCUUAAACAAAGUAAAGAUUUAAAUGAUUUGUAAAUUAGUGAAGUUUACCAAAUGUUGGGCUCUGCUCACUGUUUUUAAGGAGAUUACUAAGCUGCUCUCUUAUACUAUGAUGAGAGUCUGAAAAAAAAGGAAAUGCUUAAAGACUCUAUAGAAAAAGAAGAAAUUGCCGAUUUACUUGUUUAUAUUGGCCUAGUUAAAAAACACUUAUAGCAAUAUCAGUCUUCUCUAGAAAAUUAUUAAAAGGCACUUGAAAUAGUCAACGAAAACCCAGAAAAAAAUUUAAAAAGAAUUAGCUGUAUAAAAAAAAAUAUGGGUACUGUCUAUGAUCACCUUCAGAACAAUUCCUAGUCAAUCCAGUAUUUAGAAAGUGCUUUGCAAGACACAAUAUAAGCAUAUGGAACAGAGAACGAGAGAGUAGUUAAUUGCCUAAACAAACUAGGUAUAGUAUUAGUUCAUAGUGGUAUUCAUAAUCACGAACAAGCAAUAAGGCAUUUUGAAAGGGCUAUUAAAAUUAUGAAAAAGCUCUAUAAGAUGGACACUAUAAAUGAAUCUCUGAGAAAAUAGUUCAGAUUUAAAGACAAUCCCCUUGAUGAAGCUAUAAAUCCUUUAUACACAAGAGCUCUAUAAGUAAACGAAGAAGCCUAUAUUUUAUAUAGAUAGGUUUACGAUUAUUAUCAUGUUGGUGUAGGAAUCAUUCUCGAAAUUAGAGGAAUGAUCUAUCACUAUCUUUAAAAAUUUUCUUUUGCAGUGAAAUACUACACAGAAGCUCUCAACAUUUAUACCAUUAUAUUAAAACCAGAACAUGAAUUUGUUAAGCGCUCGUAAGCAUUUGUAAAUAUGGCUAAAACUGAAAAUAAAUUUUAAAACUUUCCAAAAAUUUGA
Messenger RNA from Tetrahymena thermophila SB210, 3789 nucleotides. Its product is annotated as tyrosine kinase domain protein. Gene Ontology annotation, biological process: protein phosphorylation. Gene Ontology annotation, molecular function: ATP binding; protein binding; protein kinase activity. The transcript has 3 exons. NCBI's taxonomy places the organism in Eukaryota, Ciliophora, Oligohymenophorea, Hymenostomatida, Tetrahymenidae. The record is from RefSeq and is a predicted model, not a curated record.